Messenger RNA from Pyricularia oryzae 70-15, 2830 nucleotides. RefSeq lists its product as uncharacterized. Lineage: Eukaryota; Fungi; Ascomycota; Sordariomycetes; Magnaporthales; Pyriculariaceae. The record is from RefSeq and is a predicted model, not a curated record. Bases 198 to 2483 code for a protein of 761 amino acids. The transcript has a single exon.
AACACCCCCUGCGGCAUGCCACGCGAUCCGUCCCUGGAAACAAAAUCAACCCUUUUAGGCACGACUUUUGUAAAGGCCCCUCUGAAGGACUUUCUAAAAUUCCCAAAACCCCAAGAAAACAAAACAAUCAUGUCAAGGUAGAAAUAUCAUGGCGCUGACAACCUAUGGAGCACAUCUAGGUUGUCUGUAACAGAAAAAUGGCUUCUAUUUGGGGAAACGACAAGCAUCAGCAUAAUAACAGCAAUGGAAAGCUCCCGGCUUGGAAGAGGCUUUCCAGCUUGGUGAGGCGAGGUUCUAACAAACGCAACAGCAACGGCCACGCGUAUGCACCAUCGCUGCAGAAGGUGCAAUCCGGACACCGUGUCUUGGAGACGUCAGUAUCGACGCCGCACUUGCUGGGAAAACACGACCACGAUGCCAAAGACACGACCGCAGACGUCGACAGCGUCGGCCACAUCAGCUCCCUGAAAGCGCCACUGCUCGAGGUCAAUCUCGAACCUCUUCGGUCCUACCGGCUUGCCGACGGCUGGCUCGACAAUGACGACCCUCCUCCUCCUACACCACCGCCCAAAGACGACAUAAUAAUCGGCAGAGAUGCCAAACGGAACAGCUCGACGCCCAUCGCCGACCUGUUCUCCAAAAGUACGGAUCAGCUAGCCACGGCGCUGCAGACCAUCAGCCGCAAGCCAGUCCCGCCCAAGGCCGAGCCGUCAAUUCCCGAGCCGGCAGUCCCAGAGCCAUCAAUCCCCGAGCCCUCAAUACCAGACACCAGCAAUGAGGCCGCAUCUAUAUCACAACAGCCUCAGCGGCAAUUGUCGACGGCCAGCGACACGAGAGGUCGUCGUCCGUUGACAAUUGCCGUCGAUCAAGACGCCUCAGCUUCCGUGGCAGGUCAACCCAUACGCAUCUCUCUCCGCGACUCGAGCGUUGGCUUCGAAGGCGAAACCAAGCCCACACACAAGAGACAACAUUCUGCCCGCAAACCCAUCAGGGCCUCGUGGGGCGGCGGCGGCGGCAGCGGUGGCGUCGAAACCGUGCCUGCGUCACCACUGGAAGGCGCUCCUUCCGAUGCUGCCGGAAAGUCCACAGUCAAGCAGGUGAACCUGCUUCGAUCCGUCGGCAACAACACUUCAGGAAUGCGAGUGACGGGUGCUUCCAGUGGUGCCGGCAGCAGUGUGGACGACGUCAUCAAGCGCCACUCGAUGCCUUCGCCGACGGAGCUACAGUUUGCUAGCGCCAACCUCAACCGCACCAAGGACUCCAUCGCCACACGUACGUCCUCGCCCGUGACGGCUCUGAGGCCGCCACUUGCCCCUGCGGAUGAUGCACGCAGGCGGACGUGGCAGCCGCCAGUGUCUCCGGCGCUCACAAACAGCAGCACCAACAGCAGGCGGUCCGUCUCGGGCAGCCGGCCGCCGUCGACGGCCCUGACAUCAAGCCGUCUGGCGUGGAUCCGCGAGCUCGAGGGAGGACGCAAGAACAAGUCCAUGUCUGGCUCCGACAGCAAAGCCCUCAGGGACGUGGGAGGCGGCGUGGCCGGCAAGCUCGCCAUGUUUGAGCAGAAGCAGCAGCAGGCCAAGCCCCCGAGCGCGGUGAUCGGUCGCUCCAACUCCAACACAAGCAGGGCCAGCCGCAUGUCGAUCUCGGUGGUCGGCACCAGCUCUAACGAAGAUGACGUGCCCACGACGAGGCGUACCUCGGUCGAAUCAACGCGGUCGACUGUUGCCCCCGUCAUGGCGUACUACGACGAGGCGUUCCGCGAGAAGAUGGAGGGAUUGACGCAGCUGGCCACCAAGCGACUGAAUGGCGAGGACGACAAGCCCGAGUCGCAGCAGGACGGUCUGAGGAAGGUGACGGCUCGCAUGGUCGAUUUGGAUACUGCCAAGAAGACAGCCAAGCCCGUCGUCGAGGAGAAGAAGCCCGUGGAGCAGGCUGUUGUGAAGCCGGCGGUGGAGACAACUGUUGAGAAGCCUGUGGAGGAACAGACUGCUCCCAAGCCAGUGGAAGAGCAGACUGUCGAGAAGCAUGUUGAAGAAGAGACUGCUGCUAAGCCCGCUGAAGAGGAGCCAGUGGCCAAGUCGGCAGAGGAGCCCGUGGUCGAGCCAGUUGAGGAGCAAUCGGCUCCCAAGCCGGCGGAAGCGGAGGUUGUCGAGAAGCCCGCGCAAGUGCAGCCCGAGUCCCUGCCGGUGGCGGAGCCCGUGGCCACUCCGGUUCAAGAGCCUUUGGCUGUGGAGCCAGUCGAGGAGCAGGCUGUCGUCAAGCCAGUGGAGAGCAGCCAGGAGCAGGAGAAGGCGGUUGAGCAAGAGGAGCAGCCUGCAUCAAAGCCGGAUGAGAAGGUUGUGGCAGAGCAAGCCGAAGUGAAGGUCGAGGUCAAGUCGGAGGACAAGGCAGAGGAGAAGACGGAGGAGAAAGCUGAGAAGGCAGCUGAGAAGGUGGAGUCGCCAGCAGAGCCACUGGCAACUUCGGACUCGCUCAAGAUGUAAUCGGCUCGUAUAUACGAAUGCCAACGUAGCAUGCGUGAGGCGUGAUGAUGGCCUACGGGCCCUCCCGUUGAAUCACCAGAACGGGAGAUGUUUCAUUAGACUGUCCGUCCAGUUGGACUUAGACCGCAAUCGUUUCACAUGAUAAACAUUUCCUGUGUUUAGACAUAAUCUCUUUUCUUGAUAGGCGUUUUGCAUCUUUUUUCUUUUUUUUUUUUUUCUUUUCUUUCAGUUAGCAUAGUCAUUUUACACCCCAAAGCAAUACAGCGAAUCUCAUUUGUAACAGAUACAGAUACAGAUAUAUAUUUCAACAGACAUAGGUCUAGUUCAAGCCUUGGCCGCAUCUUGAC